UAUAAUGGCAGACAGGACUUGUACAUUGCUGACUCAGCCAUAUGAAGCUGCCUCAGGUUUUACAUCAAAGAAUACUCUAAGUAUUUUUGAGAAUUUAUGGGAUGAAGAUACAGCUGUAUACUCUGAUUGUGACGAUGUGGAUAAAGAUCUCAAUUAUAUUCCCUUUAUUAAUUUGGAGACUUCUAUUAAUCCAAUAAAUAUAGCUGAUGUCAUUAUUGAAACACAUCACAAUACUGGCCAAAUUAAUCAAGAUAUUACAUUAAGGAAACGUAGGAUGUCUAAAAAUGAAAAGUAUACUCAACAAGUCAAGAUGAAAGAAACUCAAAAUAAAAAACAAAUUGACAAACACCCUAUUAUUCUAAAGACUUGUGAUGGUAAGUGUAAGAAACAAUGCCCUCUGUUGAGUAAUGAGCAUCAAAAAGAAAUUUGGAAAAAUUUUUGGAGGCUAAAUUAUACAGACCGCCGGAAAUAUUUAUCAAAAUGUGUAACUUUGGUCCCUGUAAAACGAAGAAGAGUUUCAGCUAAUGAUGAUAUUAAUUUCAAAAAACAUAAAAGUCGUUUUUAUUCAUUGACCCAUCCUGAGUUGAAAGUUGAAUUAACUAUUUGCAAAAAAACAUUUUUACAAACACUUGGGUACACAAAUGACUCUGUUAUAACUGAGUUGGUAGCAGCCGUGGAAAAGGAUUCAUGUGGGCAGUAUAUUAAAGAGAAUAGAGGUAGAUCCAGAGUUGACAUUAUUGAUCGAGAGGUAAUUGUUAAACAUAUUGAGUUGUACCAUCCCUGUAUAAGUCACUAUAGACGACAUAAUGCACCUAAUAUUCGUUAUCUACCUCGUGAGUUGACUCUAAAGGAUAUGUUUAAAGAUUUUUCAUCCAAAUAUCCAAAAUACUGUGACAUUGAAACGUAUAGAACAACAUUGAAAAGACAGAAUGUAUCACUUAAUCAACCUAAAGCCGACGAUUGUGAAGACUGUUUAAGUUUUGUAGCUGAUCCAGAUGAUGUAAACCAGGCAACAAAUUCAGUUUUAGAACUUCAUAAAACUAAAGCUAAUAAAGCUAAUGCUGAGUACAAAAAAGAUUCUCAAGAAGAAGAUAAUUAUGAAACUAGAUAUUAUUCAAUGGAUCUACAAAAGGUGAUACUCUUACCAUACUUACCUAAUAUCAAAGCAUCAUAUUUCACUAGUAGAUUAGUAGUAUUCAAUGAGACUUUUGCUACAAUUAAAAAAGGAAGUUCAUUCAUGAGCUACUGUGUUUUAUGGCAUGAAGGUAUAAAUGGCCGAAAAGCCGAAAAUAUUACUGAUUCUAUCUUGAAAGUAAUUAGCAAAGAAAUAGAUGUGACCAAAUUUGUAUUUUGGGCAGACAAUUGUACAGCCCAAAAUAAAAAUUGGACUUUAUACACAGCAUUAAUAACAAUAGUGAAUCAAACUUUUGGGCCUAAUGAAAUAAUUAUCAAAUAUUUAACCAAAGGCCAUACUCAUAUGAGUGCAGAUGGGAUACAUGGCAACAUUGAAUCUAAAAUAAGAACAAUAAAAAACAUACUCAGGUGGGUGAUCAUCAUCCCCUACGAAUAA
Messenger RNA from Metopolophium dirhodum (rose-grain aphid), 1570 nucleotides. RefSeq lists its product as uncharacterized. The transcript has 3 exons. Lineage: Eukaryota; Metazoa; Arthropoda; Insecta; Hemiptera; Aphididae. Bases 5 to 1570 code for a protein of 521 amino acids. The record is from RefSeq and is a predicted model, not a curated record.